AUGGCUGGACGCUUUGUGCGCGCGUCGAAAUAUCGACAUGUGUUCGGAAAGCCGACAAAGAAAGAGUUUUGCUACGAUAAUCUGCGUAUAAGCCGUAAUGCCUGGGAUACAAACAUUAUCAAGGCAAACCCAGAGUACCUUUCCGUCAAUUGGGAAGCUGGUGGCGGGGGAGCAUUUGCGGUUAUUCCCGUAUCUGAAAAAGGCCGGCUUCCAGAGCACAUUCCUCUUUUCAGAGGUCAUACUGCACCAGUGCUGGACACGGACUGGAAUCCGUUUAAUGACCAUUUAAUAGCUUCAGGCUCGGAGGAUGGAAAGGUCUUUAUUUGGCAGGUCCCUAAAGACUUUACCCUCUACAUCGACCCCGAAGAAUCAGCAGAAGUUGAGCCAGUAUGCAAAUUUGCAGGGCAUUCAAGGAAGGUUGGACAGGUCCUCUUUAACCCUGCAGCUGAGAACAUCCUAGCAUCCGCCUCUGGAGACUAUAAUGUGAAGUUAUGGGAUGUUGCUUCCGGAAAAUCCUACCUAAGCUUGAAACAUCAUGAAAUCGUACAGAGUCUCUCCUGGAGCGCGAAUGGAUCGAUGCUGGCUACGACCUCCCGUGACAAACAGCUACGAGUAUGGGAUGUCCGACAGGAAAAUCCCGUCUUUUCUGUUCAAGGUCAUAACGGCGCAAAGAAUAGUCGAGUGGUCUGGAUGGGUGAACAUAAUCGUCUAGCAACGACCGGAUUUUCGAAGAUGAGCGACCGCCAGAUGGCUUUAUGGGACGUUGGGAACCCAAGCGAGCCUAUUGGUGGAUUUUCACAUCUUGAUUCCAUAUCUGGUGUUUGCAUGCCGUUUUGGGAUGACGGGACCCAAUGCUUGUUUUUGGCAGGAAAAGGCGAUGGAAACAUUCGAUAUUUUGAAUAUGAAAACGACAAGUUUGAGUUUCUUUCUGAGUACAAAUCUCCGGAGCCCCAAAGAGGUAUUGCUUUUGUUCCAAGGCGCGGUAUUAAUGUUCAUGAGAACGAAAUCAUGCGAGCUUACAAGACCGUCAAUGAUACAUAUAUUGAACCUAUAUCCUUCACAGUUCCAAGACGAGCCGAAGUAUUCCAAGCAGAUAUUUAUCCACCUGCGAUAGGUCUAAAACCAGCACUCUCUGCCUCAGAAUGGUUGGCGGGAAAUGACGGCAUUCCCGCAAAAAUUGAUUUGGAAAGCAUAUACGAAGGAAAUGCUCCGGUUGAAAUCUCAUCACAGUAUGUACCACCGACUGUAGUGUCGGUCCCAGCUACACGAGCGAUUUCCGUGGGCGCAAAGGAUGAGCCCCAACUUGCAUCUCAGAAGAAAGAACCUAUGCUAGAACAGAAGGUGUCCAUUUCUGCCAUUGCCUCCAAAUUUCAGGAUGACGUCACCACUUCGGAUGAUGAAUCCUCAAGCUUUAACAAUACAUCAAAACCCGGCCCCACAACGGGUACUGACGAUAGUAAAGAAACCAGGACUCAUUUAUCUGCAGUAACCUCUUUUACUAAAGCCACACCCAAAAAUGUUGAAAAUGAGUCGCAUAAUAUACCAAAUCCUAUCCAAUCUAAACCAGAAGACAAAACAAACUCUAAUAAAUCUGACAAAGAUCCCUCCUCUGAUAAGGACCUUCAAAGCUCGCUGGCUCAAAUAAAAGACCUUUUGCAAACGCAAAUCCAGACAAUAAAUAGCCAGAGCCAACAAAUAGGUCGUUUGGCGCAAGAAGUCGAUACAUUAAAAGCUAAGGUUGGUUCGGGGUCGCAGGAGCAGAGUGAAAGAAUUCAGCAAUUGGAACGAGAGUUGGAAGCUACGCGAACCUAA
Messenger RNA from Blumeria graminis f. sp. triticale, 1812 nucleotides. The record is from the annotation of a GenBank genome assembly. Lineage: Eukaryota; Fungi; Ascomycota; Leotiomycetes; Helotiales; Erysiphaceae.